Messenger RNA from Gamsiella multidivaricata, 546 nucleotides. RefSeq names its product ARF/SAR. Gene Ontology annotation, biological process: vesicle-mediated transport; intracellular protein transport. NCBI's taxonomy places the organism in Eukaryota, Fungi, Mortierellomycota, Mortierellomycetes, Mortierellales, Mortierellaceae. Gene Ontology annotation, molecular function: GTP binding; GTPase activity. Bases 1 to 546 code for a protein of 181 amino acids. Gene Ontology annotation, cellular component: plasma membrane; cytoplasm. The record is from RefSeq and is a predicted model, not a curated record. The transcript is spliced from 3 exons.
AUGGGUCUGUCAAUCUCAAAGCUACUCUCAGGCCUCUUCAGCAAGAAGGAAAUGCGCAUCCUGAUGGUUGGUUUGGAUGCCGCUGGUAAAACCACCAUCCUCUACAAGCUCAAGCUAGGCGAGAUCGUCACCACCAUCCCCACCAUCGGAUUCAACGUCGAGACUGUUGAGUACAAGAACAUCUCCUUCACCGUCUGGGAUGUCGGUGGUCAGGACAAGAUCCGUCCCUUGUGGCGCCAUUAUUUCCAAAACACCCAGGGUAUCAUUUUCGUUGUCGAUUCCAACGAUCGUGACCGUAUUAGCGAAGCUCGCGAUGAACUCUUGCGCAUGUUGAACGAGGAUGAGCUUCGUGAGGCCCUUCUUCUCGUCUUUGCCAACAAGCAGGAUCUUCCCAACGCUAUGAAUGCUGCCGAGAUCACCGAUAAGCUGGGUCUUCAUUCUCUUCGUCAGCGUCAGUGGUACAUCCAGGCCACCUGCGCCACCUCUGGCGAUGGCCUUUAUGAGGGUCUGGAAUGGCUGUCCAACAACUUGAAGCGCAAAGUUUAA